AUGAGAUCCAGGAUGAGAUUGGCACUGCUGUUUCUGGCAGCGGCUGUUUGUGUGGCCAGCGCUCAGACCAACAACAGCAGCAACGACAACAGGCAGCAGCAGCAACAGCGCAGCUUCUGGGAUGAGCCCAUCAGGUUCAGCACCAAGACCAAGGACUCCUGCACCAUGGUGGUGUCCGGAGCCGGGGACUAUACUCGCCUGCGUGUCUCCUGCAAAGGUCCGAGCCAGGGCCAGACCCCCGGACGCUCCUACUACUGCGACUUCCAGGGCAAACCCAACUUGUGCCGUGCCUACAACCUGAACCGCCACUACUUCACCCAGGUGAUGUGGGACAUGAGGAAGCUGAGCCACGCCUGCCAGGGACCCAAAGUCUACCGCCCAGCCAUGUGCAAGAAGUACCCAGAGGAGGCCCAGAUUACCUUCCUGGCCUCCUGGCCCAAGACCACCGUCACAAAGCCCUCCAAGCCUGUUCAGGAGCCACGUAAACCAGCGGUGCCAGCCCAGAACAAGCCCGUCGCUACGCCCAAACCUGUCAAGCCCCAGCAGCAGCCUGUCAAGCCCCAGCAGCAGCCUGCCAAGCCCCAGCCAGGCAAGGGCCCCCAGACCAAGAAAACCACCCCCAAGCCUGGGAAGACCACUACUCGUCCCACAGAGCAGCCCGACUCCAAAUCCUCCCGCAUCGCCAACGAGUACUGCUGGAAGAGCUUCCACGGCGUCUGCAGCUACUUCAUCAGCUGGUUCCAAAACUGA
Molecule: messenger RNA, 750 nt
Organism: Anoplopoma fimbria (sablefish)
Lineage: Eukaryota; Metazoa; Chordata; Actinopteri; Perciformes; Anoplopomatidae
Gene: fgfbp2b
Product: fibroblast growth factor binding protein 2b
Biological process (GO): cell-cell signaling
Molecular function (GO): growth factor binding
Source: RefSeq, a predicted model, not a curated record